AUGUUUAGUGUGUGGUCAGCAGUCCUCCAAUCUUGGAUCUAAUCAGAAUUACAUUAUCACAUUUUAAAUCCUUUUGCAAAGUGUUCUUAGAUGAGUGGGCAUCAAAGCUAAAAGCACAGUAAAUGCAGUCUGUGUGUGGACUGAUGCUGCUGACUGACUCUAAUCUAAAGGAGAGAUCUCCAGAGCUCUGACGUCUCCAGUCUCCUGCUUCACCUGCUGCUCUCUGGAACUACCAUAGUGGUGUCUGACUGAGGGAGGUUUUUGUACGACUGUAUCACUGUGUGAACACCCAGGCACUGACAGUAGUAAUCUCCUGCAUCUUCAGCCUGAUCCCACUGAUGGUCAGAAUGGAGUUACUCCCAGAUCCACUGCCACUGUAUCUAGUUGGAGUCCCAAACUGAAGUGUUGUAGCAUAGUAAAUAAGGAGUUUAGGAGCUCCUCCAGGUUUCUGUUGGUACCAGGCUAGAUAGUUAUUACCAAGCACUGCUGGUUUUACAGUUCAGAGAGACUGUCUGUCCUGGGAGAACAGCUUUCACUGCAGGAGUCUGAGUUACAGUGAUCUGGAUUCUGAAAAAUAUUAUGAAUUAAUGAAUGAAAUAUUACGUAUAUUAAUGAAUUGUUCUGAAUAGAAAAUUAACAUUGAUAUUCAUUUUGAUGGUGUAGAUUUAACUCAGUUUUGAAACAAAAAAUCAAGAAAUUAAUAACACAUUCUUAACAACCUUCAAUUCACUCAAAUUGAUUACUUUUCAUUAUACAAACAUGAAACUUAAUUUUAUUUACACUUGAUGUAAAAGGCAAGUGUCCAGAUGAAGAUGGUGAUAAAAGUCAUGGUUGUUGUGGGUUCUGUUGUCAUGAAGGACAGCUCUAAGUCAUGAAGUGUUCAACUCACAGGGAUAUAAACACUCCCAGAGCAUUUAAGAAUUUGCUGCCAAUGCAAAGUUUCCUAUGUAAAUAGUCUUCCUGGUAAGGACCCACAUUCAUAACUGUCAACUAUGAUACAGUUUAUUUUAUCAUGUUUUAAAUAACUUCUACUGUAAAUCAGUGAUUCAAUAUGAACAUUUAUGAUCUGCUUUCUUUAGUGGAUAAAACUCAUAAUCCAGAACUAUCAGUCCCUAUUGUAAUAUAUUAGUACUUGUAACAGGUGAGUAGAACGGAGCCAGGUGCAGGAUGUGUGAAUCAAAGAACAGGGUUUAUUAGCCAAUACAGCAGUCCUCAGCAAUGCGUCAACUAAAUACAGUGCGAAAGUGUGUGCCGGAAGACGUGCGUAAAACAUACCCAAUGGAAGGUGCCUAGGUGCCUUUCUCUGGGCGCACACCGAGCAGGAGGAGACAUACACCCUCACGUCCUUAGCUAAGGUAGGCCACCAGUACUUCCCGGUAAGGCAGCGCACUGUACGGCCGAUGCCUGGGUGACCAAAGGAGGGGUAUGUGUGUGCCCAAUAGAUAAGACAAUCACGGACACUAGACGGAACGUACCGAAGCCCAGCUGGGCACUGAGGCGGAGAUGGCUCUGUGCGUAACGUCCACUCUAUGUCCGCAUCCACCGCCCACACCACCGGCGCCACAAUGCAGGAGGCCGGGAGUAUGGGGGUGUUAUCAAUGGGCCUAUCCUCUGUGUCGUCUGCCUUCACGUUCUUAGUGCCUGGUUUAUAGGACAGCGUGAAAUCAAACUGGGUGAAGAACAAGGCCCACCUGGCCUGGCGAAUGUUCAGCCUACUCGCUGCCCGGAUGAACUCCAGGUUACGGUGGUCAGUCCAGACGAGGAAAGGGUAUUUAGCCCCCUCGAGCCAGUUUCUCCACGCUUUCAGGGCUCUGACAACAGCCAACAGCUCCCGAUCACCAAUGUCAUAGUUCUGCUCCGCCGGGCUGAGCUUCUUAGAGAAGAAGGCACAGGGGCGGAGCUUGGGUGGCGUGCCCGAGCGUUGGUAUAGGACAGCGCCUACCCCUACCUCGGAUGCGUCCACCUCCACUACGAACGGCAAUGAUGGUUCGGGAUGGACCAGCACCGGGGCUGCGGUGAACAGAGACCUCAGGGUACUGAAAGCCCUGUCAGCCUCAGCAGACCAGCGGAGCCGGGACUGCCCACCCUUCAACAGAAAGGUGAUGGGGGCUGCGACCUUGCCAAAGCCCCGGAUAAACCUCCGAUGGCCGCAGAGGGCUCUCAAGGGGUGGUCGUGAGAGUGUCAGGGUAGGUGUCUAGCUGUUUCCGUUGGUGCGACCACAGUGGAAAGUCCAAUGAAGCACUGCACCUUCUUAACCCUGGUUGGAGUCGGCCAAUUACGCACGGCUGCAAUGUGGUCUCCCUCCAUCUCCACACCUGAGGUGGUGAUGUGGUAUCCGAGGAAGGAGACGGAUUGUUGGAAGAACAGACAUUUUUCUGCCUUGGCAUACAGGUCAUGCUCCAACAGUCGCCCAAGCACUCUGCAAACCAAGGAUACAUGCUUGCCGCGCGUAGCGGAAUACACCAGGAUGUCAUCGAUGUAGACCACCACACCAUGACCAAGCAUGUCCCGAAACAUCUCGUUCACAAAGGACUGGAAGACUGAUGGAGCAUUCAUCAACCCGUAUGGCAUCACCAGGUAUUCAUAAUGCCCUGUGGUGGUGCUAAAUGCUAUCUUCCAUUCGUCCCCUCCCGGUCACGCACCAGGUUUUACGCACUCCUGAGAUCUAAUUUCGUGAAGAAGCGCACCACAUGCAUUGAUUCGAUCACAGAGGAAAUUAGGGGUAGAGGAUAACUAUAGUGAAAUACAUUUUUAUUAAGUGCACGGUAAUCAAUGAAAGGGCGCAGACCCCCAUCUUUCUUCUUUACGAAAAUAGAAACUCGAGGAGGCGGGUGAAGUGGAGGGACGUAUGAACCCCUGAUGCAGGGACUCGGAGACGUAUGUUUCCAUAGCCUCCAUUUCAGCCUGCGACAGGGGAAAUAUAUGACUCCUGGGCGGCACAACGUCUAACCGUAGGUUUAUCGCGCAAUCCCCCGGGCGAUGGGGUGGUAAUUUGGUCACGGUAUUCGGGGGGAAUGCGCACGGUGGAGGCAUUGUCUGGACUUUCCACUGUGGUCGCACCAACGGAAACAGCUAGACACCUACCCUGACACUCUCACGACCACCCCGUGAGAGCCCUCUGCGGCCAUGAAAAGGUGGGGUCGUGUAGUGCUAGCCAGGGAAGGCCCAACACACAAGGAAAUCAGGGGACUCAAUAAUAUGAAACGUGAUUUGCUCAUUAUGUGUCUCAUGCGUAAUCAUAGUGACUGGUGCUGUAUCCUCCCUAACAAAACCUGACCCUAAGGUUGAUUGUCAAGUGCUUUGACGGGCAAUGGAAUAGACAGGGGAAUCAAUGUAAUAUGUAGACUAAGAGCUAAAGAUCUGUCCAUUAAAUUCCCAACUGCACCUGAAUCUACCAGCGCCUUACACUAGGGCACUACCGUGUUGUCACGUUCGUUCAUAGACGGGUCAGACCAAGGCGCAGCGUGAUAUGCAUACAAGUUUAUUUAACGAAUAAACACAACGACAAAACAAUAAACCAACGACACGUGGCGUCCUAAGGUACACACAACAAACCUCACACGGAACAAGAUCCCGCAACACUUAAUUGCCAAUAGGCUGCCUAAGUAUGCUCCCCAAUCAGAGACAACGAGCGACAGCUGCCUCUGAUUGGGAAACACACCCGGCCAAACAUAGAAUUACAAAACCUAGAUCACAAACAUAGAAAAUACAACAUAGAAAAUCACACCCUGACUCAACAAAUAAGAGUCCCCAGAGUCAGGGCGUGACACGUGUAAUCACGGAAGUUGACGUGGAUGGUUAAAUGCGCAGCAGAGGGCUCUGAACGAGUGUGGGUUUGUGCUACCUUGGGUGACAUGAGAGUGCCCUGCCUUCCGCCUCCAGAACCAGAAGAUCUCUGACAACAUCGUGCAGCAGAAUAUCCUCUUCUGCAACAAGAGUGACACUGGGUCUGUCGUCCUCCAUUCUCCCGGAAUGCUGCACCACCCAGCUCUAUUUGAACGUGAGCCGGGGUGAGGGGGUUGAAAUGAGCAGGCCCCUUCCAGGACGUCCUCUCAAAGCCAGCAGGUUGUCCAACUGGAUGGCCAUGUCCACCAGUUGGUCGAAGGUCAGAGUGGUAUCCCGGCAGGCUAGCUCCCUUCGGACGUCCUCAUGCAGGCCGCAUCGGAAAUGGUUGAUGAGGGACCGCUUGUUCCACCCGGACCCAGCCGCUAGGGUUCUAAACUCCAGGGCAAAGUCUUGCGCGGUCCUCGUCCCCUGCCUCAGAUGGAACAGACGCUCGCCCUCCUCUCUUCCUUCGGGGGGAUGAUCAAAGAUUGCACAGAAGAGGCGAGCGAACUCUCCGUAGCUGUCCAACGAUUCUCCUCCUUCACUCCAGACCGCAUUGGCCCACUCCAGGGCUUUCCACGAGAGGCAGAAGAUGAGGGCGGACACCUCCUCCCGAUCCGGUAGAGGUCCAGCUGCAGGAGAAAACCCUGGCAGCGGGCAGCUGUCCCGUCGUAUUCCCUCGGUAGAGACAGGUGAAUACCACUGGUUGCUGGUGUGUGGGUGGCUUGAUCCGGUCGCUCAGCUGGUUCCGCAUGGUCAUAUCCUCUCUUCUCCAGGCGCUGGACGGCCUGGAGAAACCGAUCCAUCGCUUCGCCCUAGCUGGCUAACAUGGUGGAAUGCUCCCGGACCCGCUCAAUGACACCAGACAUAUUCCCCGCUCCUGCUGACUCCAUGCUGUUUGGGUGUGUUAUUCUGUAACAAGUUGAUUAGGACGGAGCCAGGCGCAGGAGGUUUAUUAGGCCAAUACAGCAGUCCACAGCAAUGAUUAAACCAAAUACAGUGCGACUUAAAUGCGUACUGGGAUAAACAAAACACACGGGUGAAUAUCCCGGCGAUAAAGGUAACAUAAUGCUCAACACGAGCUAGGGACACCUCCACAUGGAACAAUAACACACAAAGACAUGGGGAGCAGAGGGAAUAAUUAUACAGAGACUGAUGAGGGGAUAUGUACCAGGUGUGUGUGAAAAACAAGACAAAACAAAUGGAAUGAUGAAAACAGGAUUAGCAUUGGCUAGAAGAACGGUGACACCGAACGCCAAAGCCUGCCCGAACAAGGAGAGGAGGCAGCUUCGGAGGGAGUCGUGACAGUACCUCUGUACUAUCAGUCCCUAUUUUAUUAUACUCAUAACCCAGAACUAUCAGUCCCUAUUGUAUUAUAGUAGUACUUCAGUACAUUCAGCCCCUAUUUUAUUAUAAUAGUACUUCAGUACUGUCAGUCUCUAUUGUAUUAUACUAGUAUUCCAGUACUAUUCGGGUGGUACUGAGAGUGCUCUGUGUAUGAAGGUGCUCACUCUUUUGUGAAGGAGGUUUUUGUACGGCGACUUCACCAGAAUGAAUCACUGUGGAAGCUUUUAGAAGCGGCACAAAACUGGUGCUGAAAAUUAAGUCAAUUUUUGUCUUUCUCUCAUAAAACUAAAUGUAAUCAUGCUAUUGAGCAACGUUGUGAGAUGUUGUCAUCUUCUCCAGAGGGAAAACUUUUAGGGUAUAUAUUUUUAGAGAUUUCUGUGGACAAAUUCUUAGAUUUUUAGACGGCGGAGUCACCGAACUGAAAUAAUUGCUCAUUUACCACCAAGUAAAUUCGGCAAUAAAAGUAUUCUAAUGUGCGAUUAAAAAAGAGCAUCUUUUGAUAUACAGUAUUGCAGGUCAGCUCAUUGUUCUGUCGAGAUGUAACUACUAUUUCUAUAAUGUAAGCAACACUUUGUACUGUAUUCAUACGGUACAAAGUGUUGUGUCUUAUUUAAAAUGGUGAAUUUUUAAUCAAAUCAAAUCAAAUCAAAUUGUAUUUGUCACAUGCGCCGAAUACAAAAGGUGUAGACCUUACAGUGAAAUGCUACCUUAAAAGCCCUUAACCAACAAUGCAGUUUUAAGAAAAAUAAGUGUUAAGUAAAAAAUUGAUAAGUAAAAAAAAAAGAACAAAAUAGAAGAAAAACUGAGGAAAAAAUAUAUAUUAAUGAACAGCAGUGAGGCUAUAUACAGGGGGUACCGGUACAGAGUCAAAGUGCAGUGGCACCGGUUACAUUUACAUUUUAGUCAAUGCUCUUAUCCAGAGCGACUUACAGUUAGUGAGUGCAUACAUUAUUUUUUGAAUUUUUCAUACUGGCCCACCGUGGGAAUCGAACCCACAACGCCAUGUUCUACCAACUGAGCUACAUCCCUGCCGGCCACUACCUCCCCUACCCUGGAUGACGCUGGGCCAAUUGUGUGCCACCCCAUGGGUCUCCCGGUCGCGGCCGACUACGACAGAGCCUGGAUUUGAACCAGGAUCUCUAGUGGCACAGCUAGCACUGCGAUGCAGUGCCUUAGACACUGCGCCACUCGGGAGACGGUUAGUCGAGGUAAUUGAGGUAAUACUAUUUUCUACAUUGCAGAAUAAUAGUGAAGACAUCGAAACUAUGAAAUAACACAUAUGGAAUCAUGUAGUAACCAAAAAAGUGUUAAACAAAUCAAAAUAUAUUUUAGAUUUGAGAUUCUUCAAAUACCCAUGCUUUGCCUAGAUGACAGCUUUGCACACUCUUGGCAUUCUCUCAACCAGCUUCACCGGGAAUGCUUUUCCUACAGUCUUGAAGGACUUCCCACAUAUGCUUAGCACUUGUUGGCUGCUUUUCCUUCACUCUGCCAUCCGACUCAUCCCAAACCAGCUCAAUUUGGUUGAGGUCGGGGAUUGUGGAGCCAGGUCAUCUGAUGCAUCACUCCAUCACUCUCCUUCUUGGUAAAAUAGCCCUUACACAGCUUGGAGUUGUGUUGGGUCAUUGUCCUGUUGAAAAACAAAUGAUAGUCCCACUAAGCCCAAACCAGAUGUGAUGGCGUAUGGCUGCAGAAUGCUGUGGUAGCCAUACUGGUUAAGUGUGCCUUGAAUUCUAAAUAAAUCACAGACAGUGUCACCAGCAAAGCACCCCCACACCAUAACACCUUCUCCUCCAUGCUUUACGGUGGGAACUACACAUGCGGAGAUCAUCCGUUCACCCAAACUGCGUCUCACAAAAACACAGUGGUUGGAACCAAAAAUCUCAAAUUUGGACUCCAGACCAAAGGACACAUUUCCACCGGUCUAAUGUCCAUUGCUUGUGUUUCUUGGCCCCAGCAGGUCUCUUCUUCUUAUUGGUGUCCUUUAGUAGUGGUUUCUUUGCAGCAAAUUGACAAUGAAGGCCUGAUUCACACAGUCCCCUCUGAAACAGUUGAUGUUGAGAUGUGUCUGUGACUUGAACUCUGUGAAGCAUUUAUUUGGGCUGCAAUUUCUUGAGGCUGGUAACUAUAAUGAACUUAUCCUCUGCAGCAGAGGUAACUCUGAGUCUUCAAUUCCUGUGGUGGUCCUCAAGAGAGCCAGUUUCAUCAUAGCGCUUGAUGGUUUUUGCGACUGCACAAAGAUCUUGAAAUUUUCGUAUUGACUGACCUUCAUGUCUUAAAGUAAUGAUGGACUGUCAUUUCUCUUUGCUUUUUUGAGCGGUUUUGCCAUAAUAUGGACUUGGUCUUUUACCAAAUAGGGCUAUCUUCUGUAUACCCCCUACCUUGUCACAACACAACUGAUUGGCUCAAACACAUUAAGAAGGAAAUAAAUUCCACAAAUUAACUUUUAAGAAGGCACACCUGUUAAUUUAAAUGCAUUCCAGGUGACUACCUCAUGAAGCUGGUUGAGAGAAUGCCAAGAGUGUGCAAAGCUGUAAUCAAGGCAAAGGGUGGCUAUUUGAAUAAUAUAAUUUAACACUUUUUUGGUUACUACAAGAUUCCAUAUGUGUUACUUCAUAGUUUUGAUGUCUUCACUAUUAUUCUACAAUGUAAAACAUAGUACAAAUAAAGAAAAACCCUUGAAUGAAUAGGUGUGUCCAAACUUUUUACUGGUAGUGUACAUGUAGGUAGAGGUAAAGUGACUAUUCAUAUGUAAUAAACAGAGAGUAGCAGCAGCGUAAAAUAGGGGGUGGGGGAGGGGGGAAGACAAUGCAAAUAGUCCGAGUAGCCAUUUGAUUAGCUGUUCAGGAGUCUUAUGGCUUGGGGGUAGAAGCUGUUAAGAUGCCUUUUGCUCCUAGACUUGGUACCGCUUGCCGUGCAGUAGCAGAGAGAACAGUCAAUGACUAGGAUGGCUGGAGUCUUUGACAAUUUUUAGGGCCUUCCUCUGACACCGCCUGGUAUAGAGGUCCUGGAUGGCAGGAAGCUUGGCCCCAGUGAUGUACUGGGCCGUACGUACUACCCUCUGUAGUGCCUUGCGGUCGGAGGCCGAGCAGUUGCCAUACCAGGCGGUGAUGCAACCAGUCAGGAUGCUCUCAAUGGUGCAGCUGUAUAACUUUUUGAGGAUCUGAGGACCCAUGCCAAAUGUUUUCAGUCUCCUGAGGGGGAAUAGGCUUUGUCUUGCCCUCUUCAUGACUGUCUUAGUAUGUUUGGACCAUGAUAGUUUGUUGGUGAUGUGGACAUCAAGGAACUUGAAGCUCUCAACCUGCUCCACUACUGCCCUGUCAAUGAGAAUGGGGGCGUGUUCGGUCCUCCUUUUCCUGUAGUCCACAAUCAUCUCCUUUGUCUUGAUCACGUUGAGGGAGAUGUUGUUAUCCUGGCACCACAUAGCCAGGCCUCUGACCUCCUACCUAUAGGCUGUCUCAUCGUUGUCGGUGAUCAGGCCUACCACUGUUGUGUUGUCGGCAAACUUAAUGAUGGUGUUGGAGUCGUGCCUGGCCAUGCAGUCAUGGGUGAACAGGGAGUACAGGAGGGGACUGAGCACGCACCCCUGAGGGACCCCCGUGUUGAGGAUCAGCUUGGCAGAUGUGUUGUUACCUACCCUUUCCACCUGGGGGCGGCCAGUUAGGAAGUCCAGGAUCCAGUUGCAGAGGGAGGUGUUUAGUCCCAGGGUCUUUAGCUUAGUGAUGAGCUUUGAGGGCACUAUGUUGUUGAACGCUGAGCUGUAGUCAAUGAAUAUCAUUCUCACGUAGGUGUUCCUUUUGGCAGGUGGGAAAGGGCAGUGUGGAGUACAAUAGAGAUUGCAUCAUCUGUGGAUCUGUUGGGGCCAUAUGUAAAUUAGAGUGGGUUUAGGGUUUCUGGGAUAAUGGUGUUGAUGUGAGCCAUGACCAGCCUUUCAAAGCACAAUAUGGCUACAGACGUGAGUGCUACCUUAGUGUUCUUGGGCACAGGGACUAUGGUGGUCUGCUUGAAACAUGUUGGUAUUACAGACUCAGUCAGGGACAGGUUUAAAAUGUCAGUAAAGACACUUGCCAGUUGGUCAGCGCAUGCUCGGAGUACAUGUCCUGGUAAUUUCUCUGGCCCUGCGGCCUUGUGAAUGUUGACCUGUUUAAAGGUCUGACUUACAUCGGCUACGGAGAGCGUGAUCACACAGUCGUCCGGAACAGCUGAUGCUCUCAUGCAUGCUUCAGUGUUGCUUGCCUCAAAGCGAACAUAGAAGUAAUUUAGCUUGUCUGGUAGGCUCGUGUCACUGGGCAGCUCGCGGCUCUGCUUCCCUUUGUAGUCUGUAAUAGUUUACAAGCCCUGCCACAUCCAAUGAGCGUCGGAGCCUGUGUAGUACGAUUCAAUCUUAGUCCUGUAUUGACGCUUUGCCUGUUUGAUGGUUCGUCGGAGGGCAUAGUGGGAUAUCUUAUACGCCUCUGGGUUAGAGUCCCGCUCCUUGAAAGCGGCAGCUCUACCCUUUAGCUCAGUGCGGAUGUUGCCUGUAAUCCAUGGCUUCUGGUUGGGGUAUGUACAUACGGUCACUGUGGGGACAACUUCAUUUAUGUACUUAUUGAUAAAGCCAGUGACUGAUGUGGUGUACUCCUCAAUGCCAUCGGAAGAAUCCCAGAACAUAUUCCAGUCUGUGCUAGCAAAACAGUCCUGUAGCUUAGCAUCUGCGUCAUCUGACCACUUCUGUAUUGAGCGAGUCACUGGUACUUCCUGUUUAGUUUUUGCUUGUAAGCAGGAAUCUGGAGGAUAGAAUUAUGGUCAGAUUUGCCAAAAGGAGGGUGAGGGAGAGUUUUGUACGCGUCUCUGUGUGUGGAGUAAAGGUGGUCUAGAGUUGUUUUCCCUCUGGUUGCACAUUUUAGAUGCUGGUAGAAAUGAGAUAAAACUGAUUUAAGUUUCCCUGCGUUAAAGUCCCCUGCCACUAGGAGCGCCGCCUCUGGAUGAACAUUUUCUUGUUUGCUUAUGGCCUUAUAUAGGUCGUUGAGUGUGGUCUUAGUGCCAGCAUCGGUUUGUGGUGGUAAAUAGACAGCUACGAAAAAUAUAGAUGAAAACUCUCUUGGUAAAUAAUGUGGUCUAUAGCUUAUCAUGAGAUACUCUACCUCAGGCGAGAAAAACCUUGACACUUCCUUAAUAGAAGAUUUAGUGCACCAGCUGUUGUUUACAAAUAUACACAUACCGCCACCCCUUGUCUUACCGGAGGCAGCUGUUCUAUCUUGCUGAUGCACCGAAAACCCUGCCAGCUGUACGUUAUCCAUGUUGUCGUUCAGCCACGACUCGGUGAAACAUAAGAUAUUACAGUUUUGAAUGCCCUGUUGGUAGGAUAUUCUUGAUCGGAGCUCAUCCAUUUUAUUAUCCAAUGAUUGUACGUUGGCUAACAGGACUGAUGAUAGAGGCAGAUUACCCACUCGCCGUCGGAUACUUACAAGGCACCCCGACCUAUGUCCCCGAUAUCACCGUCUCUACUUCAUGCGAAUGGCGGGGAUUUGGGCCUUGUCGGGUGUCUGAAGUAAAUCCUUCACGUCCGAUUUGUUAAAGAACAUUUUUUCGUCCUAGGGUCUUUAGCUUAGUGAUGAGCUUUGAGGGCACUAUGUUGUUGAACGCUGAGCUGUAGUCAAUGAAUAUCAUUCUCACGUAGGUGUUCCUUUUGGCAGGUGGGAAAGGGCAGUGUGGAGUACAAUAGAGAUUGCAUCAUCUGUGGAUCUGUUGGGGCCAUAUGUAAAUUAGAGUGGGUUUAGGGUUUCUGGGAUAAUGGUGUUGAUGUGAGCCAUGACCAUCCUUUCAAAGCACAAUAUGGCUACAGACGUGAGUGCUACCUUAGUGUUCUUGGGCACAGGGACUAUGGUGGUCUGCUUGAAACAUGUUGGUAUUACAGACUCAGUCAGGGACAGGUUUAAAAUGUCAGUAAAGACACUUGCCAGUUGGUCAGCGCAUGCUCGGAGUACAUGUCCUGGUAAUUUCUCUGGCCCUGCGGCCUUGUGAAUGUUGACCUGUUUAAAGGUCUGACUCACAUCGGCUACGGAGAGCGUGAUCACACAGUCGUCCGGAACAGCUGAUGCUCUCAUGCAUGCUUCAGUGUUGCUUGCCUCAAAGCGAACAUAGAAGUAAUUUAGCUUGUCUGGUAGGCUCGUGUCACUGGGCAGCUCGCGGCUCUGCUUCCCUUUGUAGUCUGUAAUAGUUUACAAGCCCUGCCACAUCCAAUGAGCGUCGGAGCCUGUGUAGUACGAUUCAAUCUUAGUCCUGUAUUGACGCUUUGCCUGUUUGAUGGUUCGUCGGAGGGCAUAGUGGGAUAUCUUAUACGCCUCUGGGUUAGAGUCCCGCUCCUUGAAAGCGGCAGCUCUACCCUUUAGCUCAGUGCGGAUGUUGCCUGUAAUCCAUGGCUUCUGGUUGGGGUAUGUACAUACGGUCACUGUGGGGACAACUUCAUUUACGUACUUAUUGAUAAAGCCAGUGACUGAUGUGGUGUACUCCUCAAUGCCAUCGGAAGAAUCCCAGAACAUAUUCCAGUCUGUGCUAGCAAAACAGUCCUGUAGCUUAGCAUCUGCGUCAUCUGACCACUUCUGUAUUGAGCGAGUCACUGGUACUUCCUGUUUAGUUUUUGCUUGUAAGCAGGAAUCUGGAGGAUAGAAUUAUGGUCAGAUUUGCCAAAAGGAGGGUGAGGGAGAGUUUUGUACGCGUCUCUGUGUGUGGAGUAAAGGUGGUCUAGAGUUUUUUUCCCUCUGGUUGCACAUUUUAGAUGCUGGUAGAAAUGAGAUAAAACGGAUUUAAGUUUCCCUGCGUUAAAGUCCCCUGCCACUAGGAGCGCCGCCUCUGGAUGAACAUUUUCUUGUUUGCUUAUGGCCUUAUAUAGGUCGUUGAGUGUGGUCUUAGUGCCAGCAUCGGUUUGUGGUGGUAAAUAGACAGCUACGAAAAAUAUAGAUGAAAACUCUCUUGGUAAAUAAUGUGGUCUAUAGCUUAUCAUGAGAUACUCUACCUCAGGCGAGAAAAACCUUGAGACUUCCUUGAUAGAAGAUUUAGUGCACCAGCUGUUGUUUACAAAUAUACACAUACCGCCACCCCUUGUCUUACCGGAGGCAGCUGUUCUAUCUUGCUGAUGCACCGAAAACCCUGCCAGCUGUACGUUAUCCAUGUUGUCGUUCAGCCACGACUCGGUGAAACAUAAGAUAUUCCAGUUUUGAAUGCCCUGUUGGUAGGAUAUUCUUGAUCGGAGCUCAUCCAUUUUAUUAUCCAAUGAUUGUACGUUGGCUAACAGGACUGAUGAUAGAGGCAGAUUACCCACUCGCCGUUGGAUACUUACAAGGCACCCUGACCUAUGUCCCCGAUAUCACCGUCUCUACUUCAUGCGAAUGGCGGGGAUUUGGGCCUUGUCGGGUGUCUGAAGUAAAUCCUUCACGUCCGACUUGUUAAAGAAAUUUUUUUCGUCCAGUACGAUGUGAGUAAUCACUGUCCUGAUAUCCAGAAGCUCUUUUCGGUCAUAAGAGACUGUGGCAGAAACAUGAUGUACAAAAUAAGUUAGAAAUAACGUGAAAAAACACACACAAUAGAACAAUUGGUUAGGAGCCCGUAAAACGGCAGCCAUCUCUCCUCCAGCGACAUUAUAUCCUGUACAGUAUUGCAGGUCAACUGUAUCCAGACUAUAUGAAAGUGAUUUUUAGUCUAGGUCUAGGCUUCAUCUGUGUCCGGGAAACCCCCUCCUAGUGUUUUGUUGCUCUUGGUUUGAUAAACUGUAGAGCAUGAAUGUAACAUACAUUUAUCUAAUAUAUAGUUUUGUCUAAAAAUCCAUCCAGUGUUUUUCAUUGAUGUUUAUUUUAAUAGAUUCAGUGUUUCGUUGUUCUCUGUUAGUCUCUGUACUGUAGCUAGUUGUUUAUCCUGUGUGUGUUGUUGAUCUGAAAUGGGUUUGUUCACUGAUAACACAGAGUCUUUUCUCCCCUCUCCUAACGUUAUAGAGUAGUAGUAGUAGUAGUAGUAGUAGUAGUAGUAGUAGUAGUAGUAGUAGUAGUAGUAGUAGCUGACCCUCUCCUCUCCUCUCCUCUCCUCUCCUCUCCUCUCCUCUCCUCUCCUCUCCUCUCCUCUCCUCUCCUCUCCUCUCCUCUCCUCUCCUCUCCUCUCCUCUCCUCUCCUCUCCUCUCCUCUCCUCUCCUCUCCUCUCCUCUCCUCUCCUCUCCUCUCCUCUCCUCUCCUCUCCUCUCCUCUCCUCUUCUCUCCUAAUAUAUUCCAUUAUAGAGUAGUAGUAGCUGACCCUCCUCUCUUCUCUCCUCCAGCUGGUCCCUCUGUCAGGCCCACAGUGUCUCUGCUCCCCCCGUCCUCUGAGCAGCUCUCCGGGGGCUCGGCCACACUGACCUGCUUGCUGAGUGGCUACUCCCCCCAGGGGGCGAUGGUGAGCUGGGAGGUGCAUGGGCGGAGGUAACAGAGGGGGGGGGGGUCCUCACCACCACAGAAGAAGAGAAGGGUAGCCACUACAGCCACAGCAGCACCUUGACCCUGAGCAAGGCACUCUGGGAAGAGGGAGAGGUGUACACCUGCAGGGUUACCCAUGACGACACCAGUGAUUCAGCCGCCUUCCGAAGAAGUCACUGUAGUGUCUAGAAGCCAUUGUAGGAGGCUAGAGAGUCCCCACAUGGUGCUAGUUCUGGAAACAUUAGUGUUUCAGAGCUGAAUGUUAUAGUAUAUAGUGAAUAAUAUCAGUAGUGCUAUGUGCUAAAUGAACUAUUUUGAGAUUAAGUUGUGCAUGUCUUCUUGCCUCUGAGUUUAAAUAAAGCUUGUUUUGCUUUAAAUAUAACCCCAAGAGUUGAUUUAAUCAUGAUUCCAGUGAUCACUAUCUCAUGAAUAGGCAGUACAUUUCAUACUAAUUUAGAUCAAUCAGCUUCUUUCAUAAUUUCAGCAUUGUAGCAUAUAGCUACUCUCAUGUUUUCAAACAGAAUUAAACGGGCAUCUGAUCCAACAAAUACUCUGCAAUCAUUUCUACAACUGAAUUAUCCUGUUAUACUGUAGCAUCAAUACCAGUGAUGAUAAUUAGUGGUAUUUGAUAAUAAACCUCUAAGAUCUGCUCUCAGAACCCACACUUCUAAAUAGUUACUCUCCAUAAAAUAUGUAUAUUUUUAAUGUUUAAUUCCUAAUAUGAUUUUAUUCAAUUAGAUGUUGUAGCAAUGGUUUUCAACAAUGUGUAGUCUACACUUCAUUACAUUUCCCCAGAUCUUCUCUACCUCCAGCCCCCUGGGGACAGAGUGAACAUCUGGUGACAGUGCUGCUCUAUUCUGGGACAAGCAGAACCACCCAGCCCUGUCUAUGUAAAUCUCAGUUUCACUCCCACAGCUACCAGUCUAGCAGUUGAACAGUUUCACUGCCUGAAAUACCCUGGACUGGGCCAGAUGUGAGGGAGUGACUGGUUUUAACCUCUAUGGUGGAUUCAGGAAGGGAGACAUAACAGAUAUGCCAUCAUGUAAUUAAUGACAGAAAAAAAUGAGUAUUAUAGUUUAUGUAGAUAGUGUAUAUAGUGUAGAUAGUGUAGUGUUUAUAGUGUAUGUAAAUAGUGUAGAUAUUGUAGAUGGUGAAGUGUAGAUAAUGUAGAUAGUGUAGUGUAGAUAGUGAAGUGUAGAUAGUGUAUGUAGUGUACAUGUGUCUCAUGGUUGAGUCCAGCAUCAGGUCUCAUUCACAGGUCUAGCAGUCAGUAACCUACUCGGGACAAAAAGUUAAUAUUUUGCUGUAGAUUUAUACAUCCAUUAAAAUUAGACAUUUGGUUGUGAGGUCAAUUUGGGAACUUGUUUUGGUGGGGCUGAAGUGAUUGUAACUUUUAAGUAAUGUUGAGGUCAUAACACCUUUUGUUUGGCUUCUCAUGUGGACUAGUAAUAGCUCCCAUUUGACCUGUGAACCUAAAUUGUCCAGCAGACAAAUUACAACUACCGUCUACACAUGACUGUGUCUUGUUGACUGUGCCUGAGGCCUGUACAGAGCUGGGUAAAAAAAGUGUUCCAGUUCUCUGGCCCUUCCACUUGGAAGGAGCUUCAAAGGGACAUGAAAUUGCAGGAGCUCAUCUCUUUGAUUGACUACUGUAGCUAGGGUAAAAACCAUGGUGGACAUUUAAGUGGGGGGCUGUCAAUGUUUUGACCCCUAGAUGCAGCACAUCUCCCCAAGUAAUUAUUGCCUUCUCAAUGUGUCAAUGUAUGGUUUAAAACUGCUUUGUGUUUUAUGUUGUAAAUUGUGUGUAAAGCUUUGUGUGCUGCUAUUUUGUCCAGGCCUCUCUUAUAAAAUAGAUGUUUAAUCUCAAUGAGACUAGCCUGGAAAAAUAAAGAUACAUCUGACUGAGGGAGGUUUUUGUAUGGCUCUAAAUCACUGUGUGAACCACUGAGUGCUACCAGGCCAGUGUAAACUCUGACAGUAGUAAUCUCCUGCAUCUUCAGCCUGGACUCCACUGAUGGUCAGAGUGAAGUCACUCCCAGAUCCACUGCCACUGAAUCUAGAUGGAGUCCCAGACUGAAGUGUUGUAGCAUAGUAAAUAAGGAGUGUAGGAGCUCCUCCAGGUUUCUGUUGGUACCAGGCUAGAUAGUUAUUGUCAUACACAUUACUGCUGGUUUUACAGUUCAGAGAGACUGUCUGUCCUGGGAGAGCAGCUUUCACCACAGGAGUCUGAGUCACAGUGUACUGUCCUCUGGAUUCUGAAAAAUAGAAUGAAAACAUUUAUAUGAAUGAAAUAUUACAUAUGGUAAUGAAUACUUCUGAGUGGAAAUAUUAACAUUGAUACACAUGUGGAUGAUGUAGAUUACAUUUAUUUUCAACAAUAAUUUCUGAAAAUGUUAACCUUGAAAGCAGAAAGCAAGUGUCCAGAUGAAGAUGGUGAUACAAGUCAUGUUUGUUGUGGGUUCUGUUGCCAUGAAGGACAGCUCUCAGUCAUGAAGCGUUAAACUCACAGGGCUAUAAACACUCACAGAGCAGUGGGGCAGAUGCAUUAUGCAAAUGAAUGCUUCAAAUCUAUUUCAGGUUCCAAGUAGGCUCCCAUCAUUAGAAUAUAGUGUGUCCUGCAUAAACUUGCUUUUAUAAUAAUAGUAAUUAGGUGGGUGCUUAUAUUUGUACUAUUUCACACAUGUACAUGUGUGUAUUAUACACAUGUGUGAAUUAGAUUAUUAUUAUUUUUUGAUAUCCAAACUCCCCCUGAGACAACCUAGGAAAGUGGGGUCACGGCCAAGAUUUGCCAUUAUCAACUUCGACCCUGGAGCAAUUAGGGUUAAGUGCAUUGCUAAAGGGAACAUCGACAGAUGUUUCACCGUGUCGGCCUGGGGAUUUGAACUAGCAAUCUUUCGAUAACUAGGCCAACGUCCUAACCGCUAGCUACCUGCUACCCCUUUAAUAACAUCAAACAGCAACUGUUGACUCAGAUAACUGAUGCAUGGUAACUUUUAUGUCACACCACCAUUGUAUUUUUAUUCUGAUGAUGAUCAGAUAUAAUGAACUGUCUGUUCACUCAUGCUUGGUCUCUCAUGUAAGUUCCUCUAAUCAGUUAGUGAACACUUCUCUAAACUAAAGCUGGUAGGAUUCCUCUGGUAGUGUUGUCUGUCCUCUGUGACUUUACCACCACUGUUAAAUGUGAGAUCAACAUCUUUAAUAAAGGAAUAUACAACAUGGAUCACUAUCACUACUGCUGCUGCUGUUGUCUUUCAUAUGGACAAUAUGGAAGAAUACUAGCAACACUGGAUCUAAUGCUGGACUGCACCUCCAGACUAGGAGAACACCUGAUACACAGAAGGAAAAAAUACUCAUACCUGGAUUUAAGACACAAUUCAUAUUUGUAUUAUCUAGAAACAGCUUAUAUGAAGUGUUUGUUCUACCUGGAAGAUGUUAAAGUGUAUUUGUGUUGAUGAUGAUUCUGUAUGAGUGAUCUUCACUGUAACAGCUGCAGCAUCACAACACAGAGAGGUUUUUGUACCAGCAGUAAUAGGGAUUGUAUCACUGUGGUGGACUUUUGGUAGUGGCACCAGACUUGAUGUUGGAAGUAAGUAAACACAAAAUUAACUGUUUUAUUCACCUUUUGAUGUCUUGUUUCAAUUUCUCUAUCAAUUUAGGCUCGAUAUUGAGGAUUUUUUAACAUAAUUUUUUUACCAUGAUUUUGGGGAAAAAUAUACAAUGCUUACACAUAAUAUGUCCAAUUAGAAUACGAAUGUUAUUACAUCUAAUCAACUUGACCUGCCUUUAAACGAUGAGAGUGAUUAGUCUACAUUUUAGAUUAGCUGUAUGAAUCAACAUAUUGCACCUUGUAGGAAAUGUACAAUAAACAGCAGGUUUUGCAAAAUCUAAAAAAUAAAAUAAAAUAAUAAACUAGUUCAAAUGAACAAGAUACAAUCAUCCUUGGCAAGUAUUCAUACCAUAGUAGAGUCAAUUAUUUGAACGAAAGUCUAAAGAAAUUCAGCUUGCCCACUGUGCAGGAGGUUUUUGUACGAGCAGUAAAGGGGAUUGUAUCACUGUGGUACACUUUUGGUAGCGGCACCAGACUUGAUGUUGGAAGUAAGUAACAAGCUCUCUUGAUAUUUGUUUCUGAUAAAAUGUUUUGGUAUAUACUUUCUUAAAUUGUGUCUCUAUUAAAACAUUGCGAUUCUAGAUAUUUAAAAUGUUUUUUAAAUUGCUUUUGACUGCGCCUUCUGUCAAAUAAAAUGUUAUUGAAUCAAAACGAUAAAUUGUAGGUUUAUUUGUCUGUCUGAUUUGUAAAAUUGCAGACUAUAACUCUAAAUUCUGGUAUGAUAACUAUUUUAUAGUAUUUGAUAUAGUAUUCAUCGUUGUUGCAUUGUGUUCAUGGUAGCCUUCACUGUUUGUGUGAAGACAAAGGGUCUGAGUUAUGUUUGUAACCGACUUCAUGAUCUAACAUGGUUGAUAUGUGAUGAAUAUACUAUGAAUAUGAGUUGGCUAUUCUGAUCAGAUCCAUUCCUAAACAAUAUCUGUAUGACGUGUAACUGAUACCAUAUGACUAGUAACUCUAGUUAUUUAACCACUUUAUAAUUGUUUGGUUCAUAAAUCUGUUUUGUAUCAUAUUACUUUAGUGUUUUCUCCACAUCUUUUAAACAAUUUAACUUCUACAUUCAUAUUUAAAAGGCAUUUCCAAUUCACUUUAUUUUGAUGUGUCCUUUGCUGUAGAUACUUUCUUACUGUAGCUGUACUUGAUGAAGUUACAUAGUUGAUGUGUUCUGUUUGUUCCAGGUAACAGUGCCCCCACCCUCACCGUCCUGCCCCCCUCUAGUGAGGAGCUGUCCAGUACAACAACAGCCACACUGACAUGUCUGGCCAACAAGGGCUUCCCCUCAGACUGGACCAUGAGCUGGAAAGUGGACGGGACCAGCAAGAAGCAGGAGACCAGUCCCGGGGUCCAGGAGAAGGACGGCCUGUACAGCUGGAGCAGCACACUGACUCUCACUGCCCAGGAGUGGACCAAGGCAGGAGAGGUGACCUGUGAAGCCCAGCAGAAAUCCCAGAGUACAGUCACCAAGACCCUGAGGAGGGCUGACUGUUCU
Coregonus sp. 'balchen' is the source of this 18681-nucleotide messenger RNA. NCBI's taxonomy places the organism in Eukaryota, Metazoa, Chordata, Actinopteri, Salmoniformes, Salmonidae. The record is from the annotation of a GenBank genome assembly.